UCACUGCUCUUUGCACACCUUUCAACUAACCCAACUACUCUCCACACUCCACUCCUUCACUUUGUCUCAGAUCUUUGAGCCACUCCCAGCGUUACAAACAUACUAAAAAAAUAAUGCCACUCUUCCAUACUUCCACAUUCUCUCUGAUAUUUCCACUCCUCUUCCUCUUCUUUGUACUCUUCACUAGUUCACCCUACUCCGCCGCCGCACGAAGCCACCGUGCAGACGCCUCCACACCCUCAGAUCUCGUCCGGUCAUCAUGUGUCCACGCCAGUUACCCAAGCAUCUGCAUCAGAACGCUGUCGUCUUACUCUGGCCCAGCCGUGACCCCUCGCGACCUAGCCCAAGCCUCCGUCAAGGUUAGCCUGGCUCGCGCCAGCAGAGUGUCCAAGUACCUGAACCGACUCUCCACCUCCCAACAAGGAGGAUCGAAACGGCAGCGAGCGGCGCUGAGAGACUGCGUGGAGCAGAUAUCUGACUCGGUGGAUGAGUUGAGCAGGACUCUGUCCGAGUUGAAACACCUCCGCGGCGAAACGUUUAGGUGGCAGAUGAGUAACGCUGAGACUUGGGUGAGUGCGGCCAUGACCAAUGAAGACACUUGCCUUGAUGGAUUUCAGGACGUUGAUGGGAAACGCAAGUCUGAUGUGAGGCGUAAGAUCACUAAUGUGGCUCGAGUCACUAGUAACGCUCUGUACAUGAUCAAUCGCCUUGAUGAAAGUCGUGGUAGGUCCGGAUCCAUUCCUUGAUCAUGGAUUGGACGGUCCGGAUUCUCUGUUGCCACAUCCUCAUCCUACUCCACUUCGCGCUGCUACUGUCCUCUCCAUCGUGUUCGUGUGUUUCUACUCUUUUUGUAGUUUUCUUUUUUUCUUUUUUAAUUGUCUUUCCAAUUUUCCUUCAAGCUGUAUGUUUGUAUGUAUUAUAUAUAACAUUAAUAUAUAUAUAUAUAUAUAUCGUAAAUUCUAUGCAAUA
Messenger RNA from Ziziphus jujuba (common jujube), 969 nucleotides. Its product is annotated as pectinesterase inhibitor 3. Gene Ontology annotation, biological process: negative regulation of catalytic activity. Gene Ontology annotation, molecular function: enzyme inhibitor activity. The record is from RefSeq and is a predicted model, not a curated record. Bases 114 to 746 code for a protein of 210 amino acids. The transcript has a single exon. NCBI's taxonomy places the organism in Eukaryota, Viridiplantae, Streptophyta, Magnoliopsida, Rosales, Rhamnaceae.